GCAAACGUUUAGAAACGGUUCGCUACAUUGUAGCGCUGCAUUUAGAAACGGGUUUCAGAGGGUUCGCUGUAAAGCGCUUCUCGAGCGCUGCAUAAAGAAACGCGGCCUUUCCAGCCGAAGUUUUCACUUUAUCGUAAUAAACUAUUUGAUAUUACGAUACGGCGACUCACAACAUGACGGAAAGAUCCGGUAAAAAUCGAUGGCGCGAAAUAUCUUUCCUGGGAUUAAUAUCGUUUCGCCACUUUAAAAAGAACGCGGCGUUUUAUUAAUUUGGGCGGGGGAACCGUCGGCGACGUCACUUCCGCUCCGCAGUUGGCAACGCGGCACCAGAGCUCGGACUUCCGGCCGUCGAAGAGAAGGGGAAAGUAGUCGACCGUCGGACCGAAGAUCGUCACUGUCUACGGAGAUAAACAUUAGGACGACGUUCGGUCCUUCCUUCCCUUCAGACGCCGGCGUAUAUUACGAGGGCGGAGAGAAAGAGCGACGAGCGCGAAGGAGGAUCGGGCGUGGGCGACGCCAAAGAAGGCCGACGGCCCGACGUCUUCUCGGAAUAGACGAGCGAAGAUUCCUCCUUCUCCCUGGCCCAUGUCCCGGGAAGACAAGGGAAGAGAAGCGGGCCGGGGCGACGGGGCGACCGAAGCAUUCACCUCUGGAAAACCUCCAACUUCUCCCCGACCCCAGUCUGCCUCUCCAAAAUUACCAGUGUCUGGAAACAUGAUGGAAAAUGGAUGCAGAGAGACUCGACACAUCAGCAAAAGGUGCGCCUUUUAUGCAGGAUGCAGGAGCAGGAUUAGAUCCUCUUCGGCUGGCAGAAAUCCGCAGAAUGAUCUACGGGCUAGGUACUGGGCCUUCCUGUUUGAAAAUCUACAUCGUGCCGUGGACGAGAUUUAUCAGACUUGCGAAAUGGACGAAAGUGUAGUUGAAUGCAAAGAAGCUAUCAUGAUGCUGGAGAAUUAUUCUAAAGAAUUUCGGUCACUCAUACAAUGGUUAAACUUGAAUAAAGAUUUUGAAAAUACAUUACCUCCAAAUAGACCAACUUCUUUGGCUUGGGAAGUUCGAAAGUCUUCUCCUGGAAAAGGAAUUUUAAGACAUGUUUUUCUAGAUAAAUAUAGUUCUAAAGAAAUCACAAAAAAAAGUAAAAGCCCUUGUUUAAGAUCGACUUCAGUUCAGACGGAUUUUGACGUCGACAGAUUGAAUAAGUUGGAAGAGAAAACGAACUUCGAAGAUAUUGUUCUUGAUUUCGGAUUAGGAGAAAAACCAUGUUUUGCCAACAUGGAUUUAAUACAUAACAAUGAGAUUAUUGAAAAUAAAUUAAUAAAUUGUGAACAGAAAGAUUCAAUUUCAAUUUUAGAGGGAAAUUUAAAUGAAAAGCCAGUUUCGCUUGAGGUUAAAGAAUCUUUGUUUUCUUCUGUCACUGUAAAACCUAUAAAAAUUGAAAAUGAUAUCUCAAUUAUUAAUAAAGAAAAUAUAAUUCAAAACAAUUUGAUAUCCAAAAGUAUUGAAAAUGCUAUUUUGGUUUGUGAAUCUCCGGCAUCAGUAGACGAAAUGAGAAAUAAUUAUCCCGAUAACAAGAAUUUCUUAUUAUUGUCUAAAGAGGAUAAUAUGCUUAAAACUGAUAGUAAACAGAAUGUAUUAAAUACUGCUGAAAAAUUUGAAAAUAUUCAGUCAAAAGGAAAUGAUAAAAAAGAUCAACCUGUAUCAAAUACAUUUCAAAUAACUUCUGAAAGAACAGUGAACUCUGAAAAAACAAUUUUUAAUGUUUCUGUUUCUGAAAAGACAACUGGUAAGGUAACUAGAAAUAAAAGAAUAUCUUCACCUCAAAGAAUAGUACCUAAUUCCAUUGGAACUGUUCAAAAAAAUAUAAGAACUUCCCUAGCUAAUAUUGAUAAUAAAAGAAAGUCAGAUACAAUAGUUAAAAAUAAAAAGUGUGAAACUGGAAAAUUACAAGAUACGAAAACUAAAAUUGGAAUUAAUUCUUUGUUAGUUCAGUCUAACAAGAAAGCAGACAUUUCGUCAGGUAACGCCGAACCUUCUGGAAAACUUCUAAUCAAAAAUGAAAAUCUCAACAGUUCGUCAUCGUCGCUUAGCAGUACUUCCAGUGGCAAAAGUUGGGCAGAUAAAGUAAAAGGAUCUCUCCAAGAGUUAAAUAUCCCAAUAACAAAAUUCACAGAAGAAAAAAAUAAGGAUGAAGAUGAUUCUGAUGGUUGGGAGACUGUUCGAAUAAAAAACAGAUCAAAAAAUUUUUUGUCAAAGAAAGUUUCUCAACCUCUUCAAGCAAAAUCCUAUCCAGAUAUUCAUAAGAAGCAAGCUAAGGAGCAAUAUGGCAGUAUGCAAUCACUGAAACCAACAAAAAGGUUUGUCAAAACAUCAAAUUCCAUUACAGAUGUAAAUAAUCAGCAAAUGAAAAGAAAAGUGUCUAAUAUAAAAGGUGAGCCUUUAAAAAAUAACAAUAACUAUUCAAAAAGUUAUUGGAGGAAGGAAAAUUUAUUCACCAAUACAAGAGAUACUAAUGGAAAGAAGACAGAAGGAAAUAGACAAACUAAUUCUUUGAAAACUGAUAAAAAUUCAAAAUUUACACUAUGCAGGAGUAAAACUGAUAUUAAAGAAAAUUUUAAAACUUCAAGAGAAAAAACUAAUCUUGCAAUUAAACUUUCAAAUACAAAUGCUAAAAAAUCAAAAAUGAAGCAUAUGCUGAAAAAGAUAAAAAUAAUUUGA
Molecule: messenger RNA, 2715 nt
Organism: Centruroides sculpturatus (bark scorpion)
Lineage: Eukaryota; Metazoa; Arthropoda; Arachnida; Scorpiones; Buthidae
Exons: 7
Coding region: 586-2715 (709 amino acids)
Source: RefSeq, a predicted model, not a curated record